Molecule: messenger RNA, 876 nt
Organism: Rhagoletis zephyria (snowberry fruit fly)
Lineage: Eukaryota; Metazoa; Arthropoda; Insecta; Diptera; Tephritidae
Source: RefSeq, a predicted model, not a curated record
AUGGACGAGGAUGAGAGGUUUGAAGAGUUCUGCGAGAACACCUCCAGCAACUACCUGACAAAGGAGGAGGCACGAUCUGCCGAUCUAUUCUCUCUGCCAAAAGCGCAGGUGAUCACUGUGUCACCCGAACUGUCAACUUCAGCUGCCGCCUCAGUGCAAGGCAACACAAUGCAGCUCAAUGAAGUGGUCGACUAUGUCCCCGCCAACCGACUGAUCACAUUGACGGCGCCAAUUGACCCAUCUACUGUCAGCUUUCACCCACAACAGUUUCAAUUGGCAACAACAGGCAGUAAUAUGACUCCAAUCUACAUCAAAUUGGAGUCAAAUGAAAUCCUGCAGCACAAUGGCCAAAUACCCAAACAAGCGACCAUAAUUACUGACGCUCAAGUUCAGCACCCUGUGAUAAUUGAACAACACCCAUUAUCUCAUCAGGGCGUUGAUCCAUCUUUGUUGCAGCUACAGCAGGAGCAGCAGCCUCAGCAAAAGCAACGUAAAAAGAAACCUAAAAAGGUGGCCGCUACCAUUUCUAUUGAAAAUGUCAACGACGAUAAUGAAGACUCGAAUCUUCAAAAGAAUCCGAAAAAGUACAGUUGUGAACCUUGUAGCAAAUACUUCUCGACCAUUUACAACAAAAGAAGACACGAUGACAUGUUUCACAAAAAUAAGGUUGAGACUGCAUCCGAGUUUAAGUGUUCAUCAUGCGAUAAGGUGUUUACUUCGAUCUACAACAAAACUCGGCACGAAAACGUUCACAAGCCCAUCAACGAGCGCUUAAAAUACAAGUGCAUUAUCAACGAGUGUAACAGAGGUUUCACCACUCAGUUUAUCCUGAAAAUGCAUAUAAAGAAGGUGCAUCACAUGGAUGUCAAUUUCUGA